Molecule: messenger RNA, 3501 nt
Organism: Paramormyrops kingsleyae
Lineage: Eukaryota; Metazoa; Chordata; Actinopteri; Osteoglossiformes; Mormyridae
Gene: gpatch1
Product: G patch domain containing 1
Biological process (GO): mRNA processing
Cellular component (GO): nucleus
Molecular function (GO): RNA binding
Source: RefSeq, a predicted model, not a curated record
AUCAUAUUUAAUGCUUUAUUUGAUACUUAAAAGACAAUUUAUAAAUGGUUGUAGACUAGGUGAUAAUCUUGCUUAAAUAACAGCCCUCAGUCAGAAACGCCGAUGUCGCAGCACUCCUUGAGCUUUAAGGACCUGACGGGCCACCGUCGGCGUAGUAAACAUGGCGGACAGCGAUACGGAGGAUUUCGUGACUUAUGGAACCCCUUUAGACCCAAUCGAAGAAGAUGAGCCACUUAAAAAGCCAGUACCUCUCCAUGAUCAGACAGUCAAAGAUGAAAAGGGGCGAUUCAAGAGAUUCCAUGGCGCUUUCACUGGGGGAUUUUCAGCAGGUUAUUUUAAUACUGUGGGAUCCAAAGAAGGAUGGGCACCCUCAACAUUUGUAUCAUCUCGACAACAAAAAGCCGGGAAAGUUAAUUCCAGGCCAGAGGAUUUCAUGGAUGAUGAGGACUUUAGUGAGCAUGGAAUAGCACCCAGAGAAAUCACCACUACUGAAGACUUUACCUCAGGCCGUCAGGACACAAUUAGGGACAAGGCCCGAGCUCUGAACUCUCUGGUUGCUCCCAUUCCUGGAGACACUGUCUUGGAAGAUCUCAUUGCACCAGCCAGGACAUCAGUGGGUGUCGAGAUGCUGAAGAAAAUGGGCUGGAAGGAGGGGCAAGGCAUCGGACCGCGAGCAAAGCGGAAACCUCGAAAGCAGAACGUCGCAGAGGCCGGGACACGGAUUUACUCCUGUGCUCUUCCACCGAACGGUUCAGAGGAAUCAGAGGAAGAGGAGGAUGAGUACACUCCUGAAAAUGUGACCUUUGCCCCGAAAGAUGUCAUGCCCAUUGACUUCACGCCUAAAGACGACCCCCAUGGCCUGGGCUAUCGGGGCCUCGACCCCCAUCAAGCCCUGACAGGCUUACCAGGAAUGGGGCACAUUGACCUCUUCACCUUGGACUCUGACCGGACCAGUAACCUCCUGGGAACCGGUGGGCCGAAGCACCGGCGGAAGGGAGGCAUAUCAGGAGAGGCGUUUGGAGUGGGGGCGCUGGAAGAUGCCGACGCUGACAUCUAUGACAGAGACGCACUUUCCAAUUACGACUCGGUUCUGGGGGGAGAGGAGCCGGGCGACGGGCUCUUUGGCUGGACGGCUCCAGCGCAGUACAACAAGAAGACGAAAGGAUCUAGCAGGGAUGCGUCAUACCUGGGCAAAAUCCUGGAGGGCUUUACGUUGGCUUCCCAGGCCUCUGAGAUUAAGACAAUAUUUCCUCCUCCAGAGCUUCCCCGGAACUACAGGCCAGUGCACUAUUUUCGCCCAGUGGUGGAUCUGGCCAGCACCAGCCCGAUGGUAGCCCAGGUUCUCAUGGAGUCAAAGGGCCACAUGCCCCAGCAGACCCAGGAGAAAGGGCGGCACCAGCUGGAUGCCUCACAGAGGAGAGACCUGCUGGGGGAGUCCUCUCUGACAGGUCCAGCCUCAGUGUUUGACCUGCUGGAUAAUAAGGACAAGGAGCGACUGGAAGGCAUCCGGCGGCUGGCUGGGGUCGGCGCAUCGGGGGCCAUGACAGAGGAGCGCCGGGCGGCCGUUGUGGCAGCUGGGGUGGCCGCCGCCGCCGCCAAGGCGUCCCAGAGCGCCCUCUCCAGCCUCCCCCAGACGCCCGGCUCCGAGGAGGUGCUCAGUGCCUGGCGUAGCCCCACGGCCGACACCUCCUGCUCCUUCAGACCCUUCGAGAAGAAUCCGCCGAAGCAGGCGCGCUACGACCAAUACAUCAGCAAGCUGAAACAGGGUCACAAAGAUGCCUUGGAGUCCAGCCUGGACGGCAGCAUGACGGAAUGGGAGCGAGGCCGUGAGAGGGACGAGUUCGUGAGGGCCGCCAUGCUCUACAAGCCCAGCAGCUCCAGCCUGUCCUCCAGGUUCACCAGGGCCAAGCACGAGGACAACGAGGACAUGGUGGAGGUGGCCCAGGAGCAGGAGGGCGAUGUGAAUGACAAGCAGUCAGCGGUCAAAAUGAAAAUGUUCGGAAAGCUGACAAGGGACACCUUUGAGUGGCAUCCCGACAAGCUACUCUGCAAGAGAUUCAACAUUCCUGACCCCUACCCGGGGUCUGGCUUAGUGGGAUUACCCAAGGUCAAGAAGGACAAGUAUUCUGUGUUCAACUUCCUGACCCUGACAGACAGCAGACCGGAGUCCGGGGGGCCAAUGGGGGCCCAGAGUCAGCCUGACUCGUCACCUUUAGCCGGCCCACCAAAGAGGGCGGAGCCAGGAAAGAAGUCCAGGUGGGACAUGUCGGAACGUGCGGGCCAGCCGAAGGACGCCCUCAGCGAGUUCCUCAGCGAGGCACGCAGUGAGGCUUCCACAUCACAGCAGCCCGCCAGCAGCCAGCCAGCCCCCGCCCCCUCCCUGACCCCAGAGCCCCCAGCACUGUCCCAGUUGCCACCGGAAACACAGCAGCUCCAAGAGGAGGAAGAGGAGAGCAGGCCUCCCAUGGACCUCUUCAAAGCCAUUUUCGCCAGCUCAUCAGAUGAGAAGUCUUCAUCAUCGUCAGAAGACAACAGUGAGGAAGAGGAUGAUGAAGAUGGCCACCGGCAGAUGGAGCUUCAGCCACCUGGGCCACUCAACACUGGAAUGGACCCAUCAGCACUACCAGUCCCAAGUUCAGCUGCUCCAGGUGCUGCUCCAGGUGCUGCUCCAGGUGCUGCUCCAGGUGCUGCUCCAGGUGCUGCUCCAGGUGCUGCUCCAGGCGCUGCUCCAGGUGCUGCUCCAGGCGCUGCUCCAGGUGCUGCCCCAGAAGCAAAACCUCCCCCAGAACAGCCCAAGCUGCCCGCUGCCCCUUCUAAGGAACAGAGACAGGAAGAGGAAGAGUUUGGGCCAAAGCUGCCGCCCCCAACAUCUUCAUGGCCGCAGCUCCCAGCAUCAUCAUCUGUGCCCCAGGGCGACGCCCACAAGAAGAAAUGCAAGGAGAAGCAUAAAAGCAAGAAGGAGGCCAAGAAGAAGCACAAGAAGAAGCACAAGAAGCACAAGGGCAAGAAGGAGAAGAAGAAGGAGAAGAAGAAGAAGCCGAUCCCCGAGGAGUCUGACAGCACCUCCGAUGGCUCUGCGGACAGUGACAGUGACGCAGAUGACCUCCCUGGAAGCAUCUCCACAGAACAGCUGUUGACAAGGCUGAAGAGUCUCCGUGGGAAAAAAUAUGAGUGACCCUGCAGUAAGCGUCCAAAGAGAGCCCGUGUCCUCUAUGAGGACAGUGACCCGCGCUGGUUGCUAUGGCACACUGUGCUAAAUGUAGCGUCUGGAUCACCCCCGAUGCGGCCUGCUUUGAGAGCGGCCUGCUUUGAGAGCGGCCUGCUUCCUGUAUGUGGGGGAGCUGCGCUGCUGGCUGACUUUGCCAGCCUAUUAAAGGGCCGCUGACCCUUCUGGAAGAUUUUUUUGGUUGGUUGAUUUAUUUGAUUUAAAUGUGAUUGCAAACUGGCAUCUGAAGAAACAAAACUUUUAUUAAAUAAAAUACUCCUUGUAUUUUGAAAAUA